CUUUUAAGAACAGCUAAAUUAAAACUAUGCAGAAUUAGCUCGAACAACUAGAUGUUCCAAGAGGAUAAUCUUUUACAUUUGAUUCUAAUCGACCAUUUAUUUAUUACUAUUCUGUUGCCAAACCAAUACAAGAUAAUAUAGUUGAUGACUUAGUGGUUUGUUGUUAAAUAAGAACUUUUUUAAUAAAAUAGUUGCCCAAAGUUUGGUUUUUGAUGGCUGGUACAACUGCUCACAUUCUAGUAGAAAAACAGCCAAAGUUUGUGACUCAAAAUUUUAUUUUAGACAUCUUCAUCUAUAGUUGGUUAUCUGAUGGAAUGCCUAACUUAAAAAAGGAAUUAAUAAACAGAUUAAGUAAACUAAUAGUGGAAAAUGAGAAAUUAGAUAGACUCAUUGAUAUUUUUACAUAAGAAAUGGUCUCAAUUUAAGACGAGUUUUCAAAAUUUCAUAAGUCAGAAUAUCUUCUCAAUUAUAACGAUAGCUGUGUACAACCUUUAAUAGUAUUUCGAGAAAAAGGGAAAAAUGAGAAUUAAUCAUUAAUCAAACGAAUCGAUGAAUUAAAUAUUGAUGACGAUAGUAGAGAUUCAACAUUGUCAUCUUCUUAAAUUUCAUAAACUUUUACCAACAAAGAUAUUGAUAGAAGCAAAUCUGAUGUGAGAGAAGUAACAGCAGCACUUUAAAAUAGUAAAAUGAGAAAAUUUACAAAGUAAAUGGAAAAAAUGACACAAAAUGUUUUUGCUGAAUUAAUUAAAUAUAAUUCAUAAGACUAAUAAUGGUAAAUAGCUAGAUAGUUUGUUGUCAUUAUUUUAGAAACUAGCGUUUAGUCUGAUGAUUAUUUAAAAACAACUGAAAAAGUUAGAUUUCUAUAACCUGCUUUGCUCUUUUAUAAAAAAGCAUUACAGGUUUGGAUCUUAGCAAAAUUUUCUAUUUAAUAAUCAAAUUAAACAACCAAAAACGCAUAAGAAAAUAAAGUAAAAAAUUAAAAUAAUUUUAAAGAUGAAGUUCUCUCAAUUUUUAUGCAAAGCAAAAAACUUUAUGGGAAAAUUUUGGAAUGAAAAAUUAGUUAUUCCUCUUCAUACUGUAUUUCAAAUUGCAGAAUAGACAUACCCUGAAGUUUAAUAGGAAAAAAACUUAAUCGAAGUACAUCUAAUUUUAAUUAAUUUAGUAAAUGAAAAAAUUUUCUAUUUUAUUAAAAGAAAAAUUAGGAGCAUUAUGGGACCAAAAUCUGGCUCAAUGCACAAAACAGCUUAUUUAAUAAUAAUGA
Molecule: messenger RNA, 1261 nt
Organism: Paramecium sonneborni
Lineage: Eukaryota; Ciliophora; Oligohymenophorea; Peniculida; Parameciidae
Source: the annotation of a GenBank genome assembly